GAGGCAAAGACAUUGAAAAGCAUAAUCUUCCGCAGUAGUUACUAUCUCCAUUUGUGAAAUUCUUUUGAUGGCCCGAGCCUCGAUUUGAUCGUGUUUCUCUCCUCCGGUUAAUUUCAUGGCACAGCCUUUGUUCUUCUUAGUUGUCUGGCUUGUAUUGGCUCCAACUGCAACUGCCCAUGAUCUUCAAUCCAAUGAAGAAGGAUACAUCUCUCUGCUCUUAUCCAACAAGGGAGUUGACUUUGCUAAAGACGUGCUCAUAAACAAGGCAGUGUCCACCAUAAUCCCACUUCAACUACCUGAUAUUGAAAAGUCUGUCAAAAUCCCACUGAUUGGCAAAGUACAUAUGAUUCUUUCAAAUAUCACAAUUGAUAGUGUCAAUAUAUCUUCUUCAUAUGUUGAAACUGGAAACCCAGGUUUAGUCCUGGUUGCUUCUGGUGCUACUGCCAGCUUGAGCAUGAAAUGGGCUUACUCGUAUAGCACCUGGUUGAUUGUCAUUUCAGACAGUGGAGAUGCUUCAGUUCAGGUCAAAGGUAUGGAAGUGGGGCUUACUGUAUCUUUCAAAGAACAAGGAGGAACUCUUGAGCUGUCCCUUCUGGACUGUGGAUGUCAUGUGCAAGAUAUUACCAUCAAAUUAAAUGGGGGAGCAUCCUGGCUUUAUCAAGGGAUAGUUGAUGCUUUUCAAGGGUCAAUAGGUUCUGCAGUGGAAAACGCUAUUUCCAAGAAAAUCAAAGAAGAGAUAGUAAAACUUGACUCCCUAUUGCAGUCACUUCCAAAACAAAUCCCAAUAGAUCAUGUUGCUGCACUGAAUGCUACUUUUGUGGACAGCCCUGUGCUGAGUAAUUCUUUCAUUGAACUUGAAAUCAAUGGUUUAUUCACAGCAACCGAUGAUUUUGCAGUCCCCAGAAAUUAUGAUAAAGGAAAAAAAAGUUCCCUUUCCUACAACUGCCCUGCUAAGAUGAUAGGAAUUUCAUUACAUGAAGAUGUUUUUAAUACUGCUGGAUUAGUAUACUUAAAUGCAGGUUGUAUGCACUGGAUAGUUGACAGUUCUUUGAAUCAUUCUUUUCUAAACACUGCAGCGUGGAAAUACGUAUACCCCCAACUCUACCUGCAAUAUCCAAACCAUGACAUGAGUCUUAAUAUUUCAGCAACUUCUUCUCCAGCGGUAAAAAUUGCCAAGAAUGGCAUUAACGUCACCAUUUACUUAGAUGUGACAGUUAAUGUUUUGGAUGAUAGCAAAGUGAUACCAGUUGCAUGCAUCUCGUUGGAAAUUAAUGCUUCUUGUUCCCCACAAAUUUUAUGGAAUAAAAUAGCUGGUAUCCUCAAGCUGAAAAGCUUUACCAUGUCUUUAAAGUGGAGCGAAAUUGGGAAUAUCCAUAUGGAUCUACUUCAGCCAGUAAUUUUUGCUCUUCUCGAAACCGUCUUCAUUCCAUAUGUAAACUUACACCUCAUGAGGGGAUUUCCCCUGCCACUCAUUCAUGGAUUUUCACUCCAGAAUGCUGAAAUUCUCUACACAGAAUCGAAGAUCAUGACAUGCAGUAACCUUUUGUAUGCAUAACAAAAGCAUCU
This is a messenger RNA of Populus euphratica (Euphrates poplar), 1566 nucleotides long. RefSeq names its product putative BPI/LBP family protein At1g04970. NCBI's taxonomy places the organism in Eukaryota, Viridiplantae, Streptophyta, Magnoliopsida, Malpighiales, Salicaceae. The transcript has 6 exons. The record is from RefSeq and is a predicted model, not a curated record. Gene Ontology annotation, molecular function: lipid binding. Bases 116 to 1555 code for a protein of 479 amino acids.